GACUAUGUCGCUGUCUUUAAGCUGUAGUGUACACAAUCCUGUGCUGGGGAGCUCUUCAUGGCAUGCUGCUAGAAAGGAAACAACCAGAAGUCAAAGUUUGGUUUCAGUAAAAGGAGGGGAGACAUGACCCUCCACUCUUUGGUCACCCUGGUUUGGAGGCACCGUGCGAGAGGACUCGUAGGGAUCUUAAGCAUCAUCUUUCUGCUCAUACUCAUAGGUACUUACUUGGUGCAGCAUUUAAGGUAGGUAAUAGGAUUUCUUUUUUGACUUAUGUCUGUAGGAAUGAGAACUCUGAGCACCGAUGGUGAAUUAAUUAAUGUAAACGUGGUUUGUUUUCUUUUCAAAGUGCUAAUAAUUUGCAGAAAGGUUGGCGUAAGUUGCCAAUGAUGGAAACACCUAAUGCCCUGUACCCAGACCACGAUGGAAGAAGUGACUCUCGGUCCUCGGAGGUGCAGUCGAAAAAGGAUUCCCAUCUUUAUAAAGUUCUGAAGAAGAGGAAACACACGCCUCCUGUAGUUUUCCUAAAAACACACAAGACAGGAAGCAGCACCGUCCAAAACCUGCUGUUCCGCAAAGGGGAGAUGGACCGAGCUACGUUUGCGUUCCCCCAUCACACCUUCCAGUUCAGCUAUCCGGAUAAAUUCAGGGAAGAUUUUGUGGAGCAGUUACCCGAAGGCUCCACUCACUUCGACAUACUUUGUAGCCACAUGCGCCUCAACGUGGAGCCGCUGAAACGGCUGAUGCCACGCAACGCCAUCUACAUCACGAUCAUACGUGAACCCGUGGGGACAUUUGAGUCCGUUUUCUCUUCUUAUGCCUCAACCGUUCCUGCUUUCGUCUUAGCCAAGGAGGCAGCGGUGAACGGAUCAGCACUGUCAGCGUUCCUGGAGUCACCGGAGUCGUUCUGGGACCCUACAGAGCCUGGUAACAGCCUUGGAAAUAACCCCGUGAGCUUUGAUUUAGGUCUUGACACCCAGCUGUGGAACUUCUCCUGGCAGGCCGACGUAACUCUUCUCAAAGAGACCUUCCAGCUGGUCAUGAUUGCGGAGCACUUUGACGAGUCUCUGGUCCUCCUGGCAGACCUUUUAAACCUAAAACUUAAGGAUCUUUCCUAUGUCCGGCACAACGCUCGUUCCACUAAGGAUGUCGCCCCACUGGACAACACAAUGAAGGCCAAAAUACGAGCCUGGAACAGUCAGGACGCGCUGCUCUACGACAUGUUCCUCAAGUUGUUCUGGGAGAAGGCGGGGCAGUACGGGCUGGAGAGGCUGAGCAGAAACGUGGCUCUGCUGAGGGCAUCCACUAAGAGAAUCAGGCAGAAAUGUGUGGCCAGGAAAGAGGCACCCUCUGAGGAAGUGGACAGCUUUACAAGACCCUGGCGGACGGAUUCAGUCACUAUCUUGGGUUAUCGCAUACAGAAGAAUCUGACCAAGCAGGAGCAAAGAUUCUGCAUGCGGCUGGUGCUGCCUGAACAUCAGUACCAUCAACAUCUGUAUCUCCAGCAGUACGGCCGGGCCAUGAGGACUGUGUGAAAUUUAUUAUUAUUUUUUUUUUUUAAAAAAGCUGAAACAAGAGGAACUGGACUUUGAUGGAGUACCAUUCAUAUAGAUUGGAAAACGAAAACAGGAUCAAAACAGUUUCCUCCAUCUACGAAAGUAUCUGAUUGUUAACAGACCGUUAGGGAUGCGAGUUUUAGGUGGACGGCACCCACAGAUGUUCCUAUUUAAACCCAAACUCCCUGACAGUCUUGUGCAACUGAGAACUUGGAUGAAACGUCCUCGAAAAACUCCAUUUAACCCUUGUGUCUUUAGGAAAUACCAUCACCUAGUUGACUGGAAACCUUUACAAACAUCAAGAAAGUAGAUGCUUUAGUUUCUGGUGUUGCUGGACUUGCUUGAGUUUUUUUCUGACUGAUAUUCUUGGUUUAUAUUUGGAAAUAUUUGUUGGUGGUGCCAACUUGAAACUCACAUGUGCAGGGACCAGGUUCAACCAGAUACUCACCUGUAAUUGCUCAAAUUACCCUGGGGUUGUUUUUUUAGUGGCUCUCUAAGGACCCAUCAACAGCCAAGGGUUUUUACACAUUGACUCUGGAGAGUGUGCGUUCAUUAAUGGGGUGACUGGUUAAAAUAAAUAUCCUUAAGAAAGUUGAGACAAGUCCAGUUACCUUUGUUACAUUAUGAUUGUGUUAGUCUCCCUUGUACUUCAAGACUCAUCAAAGAAUGGACAUGGUCCUUCUGGUCCUCCU
Messenger RNA from Mugil cephalus (flathead mullet), 2245 nucleotides. RefSeq names its product galactose-3-O-sulfotransferase 4. The record is from RefSeq and is a predicted model, not a curated record. The transcript is spliced from 2 exons. Gene Ontology annotation, molecular function: galactosylceramide sulfotransferase activity. NCBI's taxonomy places the organism in Eukaryota, Metazoa, Chordata, Actinopteri, Mugiliformes, Mugilidae. Gene Ontology annotation, biological process: glycolipid biosynthetic process. Gene Ontology annotation, cellular component: membrane. Bases 384 to 1532 code for a protein of 382 amino acids.